This is a messenger RNA of Eimeria tenella, 1275 nucleotides long. Its product is annotated as aquaporin, putative. The transcript has a single exon. NCBI's taxonomy places the organism in Eukaryota, Apicomplexa, Conoidasida, Eucoccidiorida, Eimeriidae. Gene Ontology annotation, molecular function: water channel activity. The record is from RefSeq and is a predicted model, not a curated record. The coding region runs from base 1 to 1275 and encodes 424 amino acids. Gene Ontology annotation, biological process: transmembrane transport. Gene Ontology annotation, cellular component: plasma membrane.
AUGAGUUCUCAGAAGCCGGCGUUGGCGGAGUUCACGGGGUGUUUGGCGCUGCUGCUGCUGUCGGGGCUGCUGCCCCUUUUAAAGGUGCAGUAUUUGGAUUUUCCGGCGUCUUUGUCCCUGAGUUACGGGCUGCUGCUGCUGGGAAUGCGCGAGGUGGAGGCGCGGACGCUGAACCCGGCGCUGGCGCUUGCGGACAUAUUCCGGGGUCACCUGGAGCUCGGCGCGGGCCUCCUGGUGAUCCUGGCGCAGUUCGCCGGCGCCGCGGCAGGAGCUUUCUUGCUUUCCGCGUUUUGCAGCCCCUCGGAGGCCUUUCCGGCGGCGGCGGGCGCCGCGCCCGCGGGCCAGCUGCUGGCCGUGCAGCUGGUCUGCGGCGCCGCGCUGGCCUUCGCGCACCUCCGCGGCGCAGCCAGCAGCAGCAAGUUCGGGGGCCCCUGGCUGGGGGCCCUCAUGUACGGGAGCUUCGCAGUGGGGGGCGAAGCCACGGCCUUUCUGAACCCCGCAGUGGCCCUGGGCGUGAACGUCGCGCGGGGGGUCUCGGGGGGCCCCACGGACGAGGCCCUGUUGGCCGUGGUGGUGUUGGGGCCCCUGCUGGCUGCGGGCCUCUCCUUCGUGCUGGAGAAGGCCUCGGAGCGGAGUCUGCAGCUGUCGGAGCUGGUGGGCACUUUCUUCCUCAGCUUCGGCAUUCUUGCUGCUGCAGCAAAGGGGGGCCCCGCUGCUGCAGUUGGCCUCGCCUUCUUCGCUGCUGCUGUUGUCCGCAUGAUUGCGCCCCUCUCCGGGGGCUCCCUCAACCCCGCAGUCUCGGGGGGGGCCCUUCUGAGCGAGGGCCGCAGCAUAUCUCGCGAGGUGGCCACAGUGUGGCUGUUUCAGGUGUGCGGCGCGCUGGCUGCUGCGCUGCUGCUGCUCCACGUCGGCAGCAGCAGCAGCAGCAGCGGCGCUGCAGCGCUCGCCUCCGGCGACUGGAAGGCCCUCGCCUUCUGCGCAGCACUCAGCGCACUCCUCAUGAUCUCUUAUUGCACAAACUGGGGCGACUUCUUCGGCUCUCCGGCCGCGGCCGUGGUGGGCGCGGUGUACGGACUCUCCAUUGCUGCGGACGCGGCUGCAGUGCCCGUCAACCCCGCCACUUCUCUCGGAGCUGCUUUCGCCGCUUUUUUCAAAACGGGAACUUUCCCAGACCCCCUCGCGACGUUUGCUGCUGUGUUUGUGCCGGUGAUCGGCUGCAUGGCGGGCGCCGUGCUGCUGCGCGCGAUGCCUUCGGAGUACCGGAGGCGGCUCUAG